CCUGACACCUGACAAUUUGACACUCGUUGCCAAAUGUAUUCUUGUUAUGUAAAAAUUGUAAAAAUAUAAUUCAUCUAAAAAGUAAAAGGUCCAUUUUAAAUAUGUCUACAUUUGUAAGAUUAGGGUUGAAACGAAUAAUCCAGAAUCAAGCUUUAAAUAAUAACUUCAAUCAAAAAAAUGUAACUUUCAUUAGAACAAUUACAAGCAAAACCACAAGAAUGUCUCAAGAGGACGUCUCAAAACCAUCUCCCUGGCCUUACAAUGAGAAGGGUUACAAUUUAUUUAAUUAUUUCUUUGAUAAAACUACAUCUAGACUGGACGAAAAUUCAAAAAUCAUUGUUGUCGAAGGUCCAUUAGCUGCUGGAAAAUCAAAGUGUGCAAAGCAAUUAGCCAGCGAGUUGGACAUGCUUUAUUUGCCAGAAGCAAAUUUAGAUAUGAUGUAUAUCAAUAAUUAUGGUUUUGAUCAGCGCAAACUAGAUUCUGAAUUGCCAGAGAGUUGUAUAAGUUGGGAUGUUAUGGAUUUCUUAAGAAACCCUAAACAUAGACAUACUCUUAGAUUUCAACUGCAACAAUAUGUUGUGAAGUUGUCACAAUACAUUGAUGCAUUAGCUCAUGUUCUAAGUACUGGACAAGGAGUGAUUCUAGACAGAUGUGUGUAUUCUGAUUUUGUAUUUGCUGAAGCUAUGUUUAGUCAAGGUUUCAUAAGCAAACUUGGAAUAAAGAAGUAUUACGAAUUCCGAGACAACACCAUUGGUGAAUUAUUAAGGCCACACUUGAUUAUAUAUUUGGAUAUCCCAGUACCUAAAGUAUUGGAGAAUAUUAAAAAAAGAGGAAUCAGUUAUGAACAAGAUUCCAAAGCUUUGACACCCCAAUAUCUCAGUGUCAUGGAAAAACAUUAUAAACAGAAUUAUUUGAAAGAACUUAGUAAGCAUUCUGAAUUAUUGGUUUAUGAUUGGACUGAUGCAGGAGACGUAGAAAUAGUCAUUGAAGAUAUCGAACGAAUUGAUUUUAAUAAAUAUGAUGCCCAAGACACUCACCUUAAAGAUUGGGAUCACAAGAUGGAAGAAGAUUGGGCUAGUUUAAGACACAAGUAUGCUGAUAAGAAAGAAAUUUUGAUGAAUUAUUGUAAUAUUCCUUGUUUUGAAGUCCCUGAACUUGUUGUUGAUGCAGAGGAUGCAAACACGUACCAUAAUGUUAUUGAAGAGGCACCUGGCAACAAAUUCCUACCGGGGUAUAAUACACAUUUAGGCGACACUGGUACCAUAUUCAAAAUGUCAUCACCGCAUCGCAAUACUUUACCAUUAAGGGAACGAAGGACUUCUUAAUGAAUAAAUUACAAUAUUUAAUAAUAUGUUUAUGUAAUAUAAAUAACUUCAGUUAAUAUUUUUUUCUUUUAUCUCUAAUAAUUCGAUUUUUGGAAAAUUUUACAUUAUAUAAAAAUCUGUCAUAAAUUAAUUUGGGCCAUUUAAAUGUAUCGUUUUGGAUUAUUUAUACACACAAACCUGGAUGGUGAAAUUUAAUAGUUAGCUAUCCAACUGGUGAA
This is a messenger RNA of Psylliodes chrysocephalus, 1543 nucleotides long. NCBI's taxonomy places the organism in Eukaryota, Metazoa, Arthropoda, Insecta, Coleoptera, Chrysomelidae. The record is from the annotation of a GenBank genome assembly.